UGUCCAUCUGCAUCCGAUCCUUGCAGCAUGAACAGAGCAUCCACGGCCACCCACUCAGCCAAUCCUUCAGCAUUCUUGCUCAGACGCUGGCCGAUCGCUGAUCCAUCGACCUUCCCUCACCAGCGCAUACACGCAGUUCUUCGUGUCGAAUCCGCGCCCAUCCACCUCGAGCCGAGCGAGCGCAACACACGAGACGAGAUAAACUGUCACAUUGCUGACUCUUGACCUUCCGCAAGAGGAGCUUCGACCAGCGUCUGUAAGCCUACGCGAGCGUUCCAGCUUGCUUCUACCGCACGAUGAUGGCAUCGGGAGGUAGCAUCACCAGCGUCACUCCGAGCGGCACAGGCGCUCCCACACCUGCGUCCUCAAACGCCGGCGGCACCGCUACGCGCAAAUUGAGCGGCCGAUAUGCGCUGAACGAUUUCUCCAUCGAGAGGACUUUGGGGACGGGAUCGUUCGGAAGAGUGCAUCUUGUCAGAUCCAGGCAUAAUCUGAGGUUCUACGCUGUCAAGGUGCUGCGGAAGGAGCAAGUCGUCCGCAUGAAGCAAGUUGAGCACACAAACAGCGAGCGAGCAGUGUUGGAAGUGGUACGACAUCCCUUCCUGGUCAAUCUGUGGGGCACUUUUGCGGACCCUACCUUCCUCUACAUGGUCAUGGAUUUCGUCCCCGGCGGAGAGCUCUUCACGCUCCUGAGGAAAUCGCAACGGUUCCCCCAUCCAGUGGCCAAAUUCUACGCAGCAGAGGUCGCUCUGGCCAUCGACUAUUUGCACCAAAAUGGUUUCGUGUACAGAGACUUGAAACCGGAAAACAUUCUGCUGAGCGCUGAUGGCCACUUGAAGAUCACCGACUUCGGAUUCGCGAAGUAUGUUCCAGAUGUUACUUGGACCUUGUGCGGUACUCCGGACUACCUCGCACCGGAGAUCGUGUCUUCCAAGGGUUACAACAAGUCGGUCGAUUGGUGGGCACUUGGUGUGCUACUGUUCGAAAUGCUCGCUGGUCACCCGCCAUUCUUCACUGAGGAUGGAAAUCCGAUCAAGCUGUACGAGAAGAUUAUCGCAUGUAAAGUGCGGUACCCGCCGUACUUUGAAGCAGCAGCAAAAGAUCUCCUGAAGAAUCUCCUGACUGCGGACCUCACUAAGAGAUUUGGCAAUUUGCAUCGAGGCGCGCAGGACAUUUUCGGGCACAUGUGGUUUGACGAGGUCGAUUGGGACAGGCUGUAUAGAAGAGAGAUACCCGCUCCUUACUUGCCUACUGUCACGGCCGACGGAGACGCUUCGCAGUUCGAAAGAUAUCCCGAAAACGAUUUGGCAGAAUAUCAAAUGCACGAAGCGCCAGAUGUCUUUGGUCACUUGUUCCCCGAGUUCUGAGGCUUGGCCAGACUCCUGCUCAGCCCACUCAUGCCACACCGAAGUGUUUUGUCCUUCGGUUGCCCCUUCUUGAUGACAUGCUCUUGUUAUAUCAUCGCAUCAUCGCAUUUUGAACGGUCCGUAUCAUCUCGUGAGCUACUGUCUUACCGCCUGCAGUCGAGGCCGACCAGGGCGCACCUCGACAAUAGACAUUCAGAC
Molecule: messenger RNA, 1565 nt
Organism: Ceraceosorus guamensis
Lineage: Eukaryota; Fungi; Basidiomycota; Exobasidiomycetes; Ceraceosorales; Ceraceosoraceae
Product: protein kinase A catalytic subunit
Exons: 7
Coding region: 297-1367 (356 amino acids)
Biological process (GO): peptidyl-serine phosphorylation
Cellular component (GO): cAMP-dependent protein kinase complex; nucleus
Molecular function (GO): ATP binding; cAMP-dependent protein kinase activity
Source: RefSeq, a predicted model, not a curated record